CUAACAAUCCAAGGAUUGAGCCUCCUGAACCUAAGCAAAUGCCUGGUAGACCUCCAAGAAAUAGAAGAAAGAGUAAAGAUGAAUCAAGAAAGAAGUAUGGAAAGAUGUCCAAACAAGGGUUGAAAAUUACUUGUUCCAAGUGUAAACAACAAGGCCACAACAAGAAAUAUUGCAAGGUUGGUGUCCAUACUUCACAACCAGCUAGCCACAGUUCACAAUUUACUGCUGGUCAAAGUUCACAAGGAAGUUGCCAUCCUGAACCAACAAGCUCCUUCCAACCUGGACCAACAAGAUUCAACCAACCUGCAUCAACAACAUCAAGCAAUCAUGCUUCUUCAACAACAGUUUGUGGUGAUACCAGUAGAGUUAAGAGGGCAAGGGAAACUGCAAAAACAAGCCAACCACCACCAUUUGUGGAUACAAGUAUUCCUGUUACAAGAGGAAUAACCAGUCAACUACCUACAAAGACAAGACAAACUGCUGGACAGAAAAGAGGAAGAGUUGCAACUGGAGAAGAUUCUGCAAGAGGGGGACCAAAGAGGCCAACAAAUGGUGGAUCAAGUAAUGUUGGAUUUGGAAUCUACAGAAGUCCUGGGACUUCAAGUCAAAGGAUUCUACCAACAGGUUCAAGUUAUAAGGAUGCAAGUUUAAUGGGUAUAGACCUUGGCUUUAAGCCUAGAGGCUUGAGAUGGAAAAACAAAGAUGAUGUCACCACUUUCCAAUUGCAGCAAAUGGCAAACAAAAAGAAUAAGUAA
Messenger RNA from Solanum tuberosum (potato), 755 nucleotides. RefSeq lists its product as uncharacterized. The record is from RefSeq and is a predicted model, not a curated record. NCBI's taxonomy places the organism in Eukaryota, Viridiplantae, Streptophyta, Magnoliopsida, Solanales, Solanaceae. The coding region runs from base 39 to 755 and encodes 238 amino acids. The transcript has 3 exons.